Molecule: messenger RNA, 897 nt
Organism: Talaromyces atroroseus
Lineage: Eukaryota; Fungi; Ascomycota; Eurotiomycetes; Eurotiales; Trichocomaceae
Exons: 3
Coding region: 1-897 (298 amino acids)
Source: RefSeq, a predicted model, not a curated record
AUGCGUUCCUCCACAAUCUCCAGUAUACUAAUCAACCUGUUGCUCUUGGCAUCAGUAACAUGGGCAUGGUCAAUGCCGGAUAUAUUUGACGGCCUUUUAAAACGAGCCGAUACCACAAGCACAGCGAGCGACUCAACCGCCAGUGUUACUAGCGCAACUGCUUCGGAUAGCACAGCUACAACAGCAACCACGGGUACCACAGCUUCAGUUAAUACAGCUUCAAAUACUGGUACGGCCUCUGGAGCAACUUCUGGGGCAUCUUCUGGAACAUCGUCUGGGGGUUCCUCUGGAACAAGCUCUGGAACGUCCUCUGGAAAGACUUCCGGUACCAGUAGCGGAUCGAAAACGACCUCGUCGAGCUCGAUUUCUGUCAACCCCGUAGACCCUGCUGGCGGUGCUUCUAUGACAUACCCUGCGUCAACCUCAACUACCUAUUACAAAAUCGGCAACAAUGUCACAAUGGGCUGGAACUACACGUCGGUCCAAAUUACACCAUCCGCAGUCGAUGUCAUUGCAACAUGCAGCUUGAACAAGGCAACUUACACUCUGGCCAGCAAUGCCAGUUAUGUAAACACUACUUCUAUUACUUGGGAUACAGACAACUACGGGUCGGACUCCGAAUAUCCAUUGGUCACGGCCGAGUAUACUCUGAUCAUCUACGAGGCUGGCACAUCGCCAACGGAAGUUGCUAGCGCAGGAGCACUUGGACCAGCUUCAUACACGUUUGGAAUGUACCUUCCUCAGUCAUAUACGCCAUUGAAUGAAUGGACCUGCGUAACGUGCAGCGCCGCAAUCUCGGAUAUGGAACGACAAACGUUCGGCUUUAUGAUUACCAUGGCAGCCAUUACCAUCGCCACAUUCACCAUCUUCGCCGGCGGAUUUGGAGCGGUCUUAUAG